CUUCAAUCUCGAGGCAGCGCAUGGCCCGGCUUGCGCUGCACUGCACGCCAUCACACUAUAAGUGCACCAUACAGACAUACCCUUCUUCACCAGGGUGCCAUGUCAGAGGAAAAGGAAGGCCUUCCCGCAGAAUCCGGUAGUCAUAUCUCCAGCCUGCCAGAGAUAGACACCGUCAUUGAUGGCGUCGAUCCAGUCUAUGCAGCGAAAGCUGGAGUCUUGAACCAAGCCGUCCAAGAAAUCGGCAUGGGUCGGUACCAAUGGCAACUCUUUUGCGUCGCCGGCUUUGGCUGGGCCGUUGACGGCUUGGGCCUCGUAAUCACCUCCCUCAUCCUCACACCUAUUACAAACGAGUUCAGCGUCUCUCGCCCUGCCCUCCUCACCCUGGCGUCGAAUAUCGGCUUGCUCGCUGGGGCUGCUUUCUGGGGUGUGGGAUGCGAUAUCUUUGGCCGACGAGUAGGCUUCAACACUACGCUGUGUGUUGCCUCGGUCUUCGCCCUCAUAGCCGCUUCUUCGCCAAACUUUGCUGCCAUUGGGGUCUUCACUGCUCUCUACAGUUUCGGUGUGGGCGGGAAUCUUCCGAUAGACAGUGCUAUCUUUUUGGAAGCACUUCCGCACGAUCACCAAUGGCUCCUCACGGUGCUUGCUCUGUGGUGGGCUGUAGCUCAGCUUAUCGCGACAGGCGUAGCUUGGCCGCUCAUGGGACAGCUCACAUGCCAGCAAGACCAAGCUAUCUGCAGCCGCGGGGACAACAUGGGCUGGCGGUACUUUCUCAUCGCUAUGGGCGGAUUGACUUUUGUCAUGUGGCUCAUUCGCUUUUUCAUCUUCAGCCUGUUGGAAAGCCCUAAAUACCUCAUGGGGAAAGGGAAAGACGAGGACGCGGUUCUGGUUGUUUAUGAACUGGCUAGAAGAAACGGCAAAGUCACGACCCUAUCUGUACAGGAUCUCACAGCGUGCGAACUACUGGCGGGUCCCGAAGCGAGGGGGGAGAUGGAUUUGAGGGCAGCGGUCAAGAGAACGCUUUCGGUCGUUGACGGGGCGCAUGUCCGAAGGUUGUUUGCUUCAAGAAAGCUUGCUCUCAGUACCUCUAUGAUCAUUGGCAUCUGGGCACUCAUUGGCCUUGCUUCUCCGUUAUACAACAACUUUAUAACAUACACUCUGGCUACGAAGGGUGCGACGUUCGGCGACGGCUCGACCUACAUUACUUAUCGCAACUCUUGCAUCAUCUCUUCCCUCGGCGUCCCCGGUGCAAUCAUCGGAGGCCUCCUCGUGGAGAUCAAUCUUGUCGGACGAAAGGGCACCUUGGCCAUCUCCGCCAUUCUCAACGGAGUACUCAUCUAUGGUCUCACGACAGCGAAAACUAGUCCAGUACUGUUGGCAUGGAAUUGCGUUUACGCAUUCUUUUCCAACGUCAUGUACUCGGUACUAUACGCUUACACGGCCGAGAUCUUUCCCACAAGAGAUAGAGGGACAGGUAACGCUUUGACGGCGGUCACCAAUCGUACAUUUGGUGUUGUCUCUCCCAUCAUUGCCAUGUUUGCAAACCUUAACACGUCGGCCCCCGUCUACACCAGCGGAGCCCUGUUUAUAGCAGCAGGUCUCUUGGCGCUUGUGCUACCUUACGAAUCCCGAGGAAAGGCAUCUCUGUAGACCCGCUAGACAUAAUGACAUGACUCUAUUAUGUUCCGUAAUAUUGUUGUACAUAUAAUCAGCAACGGAUAUCAUGUCAUCCUGCUUUCCACAUGAGAGCGUCGUUGAAGGCGGCUUUCAUGAUCUCGAAAGGAUGUACCCUAUAUUGCAUUUGGCAAUACACCGUAGAGAUAUAUGCUCACCAUGCUCGCCUCUCCGCAUAAGUACAAAUGCAAGUACUAAUGACAUA
Cryptococcus amylolentus CBS 6039 is the source of this 1876-nucleotide messenger RNA. RefSeq lists its product as hypothetical. The record is from RefSeq and is a predicted model, not a curated record. NCBI's taxonomy places the organism in Eukaryota, Fungi, Basidiomycota, Tremellomycetes, Tremellales, Cryptococcaceae. Gene Ontology annotation, molecular function: transmembrane transporter activity. The transcript is spliced from 4 exons. Bases 100 to 1647 code for a protein of 515 amino acids. Gene Ontology annotation, cellular component: membrane. Gene Ontology annotation, biological process: transmembrane transport.